UCCAGUGUUUGUGGGGGAAAUAUGGAUACGUUCCAGAAAGUGGAGAAGAUAGGAGAAGGGACUUAUGGUGUGGUUUACAAAGCAAAGAACAAAGUGACAGGAGAAACUGUUGCUCUGAAGAAAAUCAGGCUGGACACGGAAACCGAGGGAGUACCAAGCACAGCCAUCAGAGAAAUCUCACUUCUCAAAGAGCUCAGCCAUCCAAAUAUUGUCAAACUGCGAGAUGUCAUCCACACAGAGAACAAACUUUACCUCGUUUUCGAGUUCCUUCAUCAGGAUCUAAAAAAGUUUAUGGAUUCCUCCUCUGUCACUGGCAUCCCGCUGCCUUUGGUCAAGAGCUACCUAUUCCAGCUGCUGCAAGGCCUGGCCUUCUGCCAUUCUCAUAGGGUCCUUCAUCGAGACCUGAAGCCCCAGAACCUCCUCAUCAAUGCACAGGGUGAAAUCAAGCUGGCUGACUUUGGCUUGGCAAGGGCUUUUGGAGUGCCCGUUCGCACGUACACACAUGAGGUGGUAACUCUUUGGUACAGAGCACCAGAGAUUCUCCUGGGCUGCAAGUACUACUCCACCGCUGUUGACAUCUGGAGUUUGGGCUGCAUCUUUGCUGAAAUGAUCACCAGGAGGGCUUUAUUUCCCGGCGACUCAGAGAUUGAUCAGUUAUUCAGAAUCUUCCGCACCUUGGGCACACCUGAUGAGACCGUCUGGCCUGGAGUCACAUCCAUGCCCGACUACAAACCAUCUUUUCCCAAGUGGGCUCGGCAGGAAUUAUCCAAAGUGGUGCCUCUGCUUGAUGAGGAUGGAAGAGAGUUACUUGGAGAAAUGCUGAACUAUGAUCCAAACAAAAGGCUUUCUGCCAAAAAUGCACUUGUACAUCGGUUCUUCCGUGACGUCACUAUGCCGGUCCCUCAUCUCAGACUCUGACCAGUUCAAACACAGGGCUCUUGAAAUGCCAUCGACAUGCUAAGCAGUCGGGACCACCAUACCAAGCUUCACGUCUGUGCCUGGAUUAGACGGAGAAAGUGGACACUGCAGGGCACGUUGGAUUCUUCUGUCCUCGCACAGGUUGAUGUGUGCAAAGUU
Messenger RNA from Menidia menidia (Atlantic silverside), 1077 nucleotides. Lineage: Eukaryota; Metazoa; Chordata; Actinopteri; Atheriniformes; Atherinopsidae. The record is from the annotation of a GenBank genome assembly.